Adineta steineri is the source of this 687-nucleotide messenger RNA. The record is from the annotation of a GenBank genome assembly. Lineage: Eukaryota; Metazoa; Rotifera; Eurotatoria; Adinetida; Adinetidae.
AUGACCGAUGAAUUAAUAAAUCUACUGAUAACCGAAUAUAUUGAUAUAUGGACAUUUGAACAUCUAAUAAAUGAUUUACAAGCAACAGAAGAAGAAAUGAUAUACUUCGCUAAAUUAAUGAAACUUAUAAAACAAAAAAGGAACCUAUCUGGGAAAUUUGAUUAUUAUCCAUCAGUGGUGAUUGAUGAUUUUCUCUAUCAUGGUGCUAUAAAUCAUGCGAAAAAUCUCAAUUUGCUUAAAGAUCUCGAUAUUCGAUAUAUCAUUAAUACUUGUCAUGUACCAUUGGGAGAAGAAAUUAUUAAAAAUUUUAAUGUAUUAUGGAUUAAUAUGCAAGAUGAUGAAGAUGUUAAUAUCAACCAGCAUUUUGAAAAAACAAAUGAAUUUUUAUUUUCAUGUAAGGAGAAGAAAGAAAAAGUAUUAGUUCAUUGUCAAAUGGGUAUUUCUCGAUCAUCGUCCAUCGUUCUCGCUUAUCUAAUGAAAUAUCAUCAUGAUACUCUGAUGAAAGCUUACGACUUUUUACUCGAUCGUCGUCCUAUAUCAUGUCCAAAUCGUGGUUUUCUUAUACAAUUGAUUCGAUACGAGAAGGAACUACGUAAUAGUGGAGAAAUUGAUAAACAAAAAAAUAAUGAUGAUAAACAGAACCCAAUCAAAAUACUCGAUAUACCAAAUACUUCCAACAUCGAAUAG